Messenger RNA from Sebastes umbrosus (honeycomb rockfish), 1778 nucleotides. RefSeq names its product calcium binding protein 2a (gene cabp2a). Gene Ontology annotation, molecular function: calcium ion binding. The record is from RefSeq and is a predicted model, not a curated record. Lineage: Eukaryota; Metazoa; Chordata; Actinopteri; Perciformes; Sebastidae. The transcript is spliced from 8 exons. The coding region runs from base 302 to 1210 and encodes 302 amino acids.
AUACACGUGAAGUAACAUAUUCAUUAACACCGCAAGUUUAAACACACAGGGAGGGAAACCAAGAGAAGAGGAUGACAGAUGAAAAAGUGAGUGAUGGAUGAGGAUACAGGACGAGGGAUGAAAGAGGGAGAGAGAGCAUCGAGGGGAGGAGCAACGACAAUAGUGGGAGAUAUGCCUCAGAUUAUCAACCGGUGUCAGAUGCUCUAGAGACAGAUAACGAGGAGGAGUGGACAAGAGCGUGACAGGAGGAGAGACAGAGAGAAAGAGGACGGUCUCCGUGCAUGCGAGCUGGGCAGCAAAGAUGACUGACGCGAAAAGCGUAUCAUCCGUGGAGGUGCCAGAGGGGAAGUUAAUCAAGAAGGGUUCCAUCAAGAAGAAGAUUGAAUCAUUAAGGCGAUGGAGUUCAGCGAGCAUAAAGAGGCCUCCAAAGACUAAGACCAAGACCUUGAGUCUAUCAUCCCCUGUGGGAGAGCCCGAGGAUGUCUGGCUGCAAGAGGGAGACAGGAGAAAGCUGCGACCCAUCGUAGACUCAGUCUUCGGACAGGGGGAGUUGGCCAAAGAACGGAGCGACGCCCCAUUGGCUGCCCAGGGGGGCCUGGGCGGCGCAGGGGAUUUGGACACGGAUGACGAGGAGGAAGGAGGGAGCGAGCGGGACUUUGAUGAGCCCCUGUGCGCUCUGGUUAAGAACUGCAACAUGCUACACGACUUAGUGGGGCCUGCUUGUAUCUUCCUCAGAGAGGGCUUCGCACAGAGCCAGAUUGACAGAGAUCUACGACCAGAGGAAAUGGAAGAGCUGCGUGAGGCGUUCAGGGAGUUUGACAAAGACAAGGAUGGCUUCAUCAGCUGUAAGGACCUUGGCGAGUGCAUGAGGACUAUGGGAUACAUGCCGACAGAGAUGGAACUGAUAGAACUCAGCCAGCAGAUCUGUGGCGGCAGAGUGGACUUUGAAGACUUUGUGGAACUGAUGGGUCCCAAGAUGCUCGCUGAGACUGCAGACAUGAUUGGAGUCAAGGAGUUGAGGGACGCCUUCAAAGAGUUUGACUCCGAUGGCGAUGGUCUGAUCAGCCUUGGGGAGCUGAAGGAAGCCAUGAAGAAGCUGAUGGGGGAGCAGCUGAACCACCACGAGAUAGACGAGAUCCUGCGAGACGUUGACCUCAAUGGGGACGGACAGGUGGACUUUGAAGAGUUUGUGCGAAUGAUGUCUCGCUGACUCUUCACCAAACCUCACUCUACUGCACUAAACACAACAUGGACCAGACUGCACACUGUUAAUGUUCUUGUAAUUCUUCUUCAUGUACAAAGACUUAUUUGUGUCUGUAUCAGUUUUCCGUUACUUCCAUCAUCUCUCAUGUAUAAGAGAAUCCCUUUAACGUGUUACUGUUGUAUGAAUGUUAUAUGUAUUUAAUGCAGGGGUCUUCAACCUUUUUUUCCUCUGAGAGCUAAUUUAACAAAACGAAAGUGUCCGAGAGCUACUCACAGCACCAAGUUGUACAUCGUCAAUAGAGGUCAUCAUUUCUGUCUUACUUUUACGGACCUUUAAUAACAUUUCGGUCACCGCCGUCACUGCCUCUAUUAUAAUCCCGCCAUGGGCGAAGGGCUUUUUGCGCUUUGGUUAUGAUGUGCAUCACUAAACGAAGCCUCUGCUGCCGCGUUGGCCUUCUUCGUCAGUUUGGUAAACAGAGACUAUUGUCUAUUAAAGGACCAGUGUGUAACAAUUAGGGGGAUCUUUUGGCAGAAAUGGAAUAUAAUAUUAAUAACUAUCUUUUCUUUAGUGUAUA